AUAGCGCCAAUUGUAGUGCGGACGAGGUUGGAUUCGUGGAAUUCGCCGAGGAAGUAUGUGUAUUAAUUUUCGUUUGCUCACGUAACCAGAGAAGCAAUGACGUCACAGAAGCAGCGACGCCAUGCUUCGGUUCCCGCGUUUAUUUCUUGAGAGAUAUGUAUAAAUAUAGUAAACAGUUUAUUCCAAUUUGGUUAUUACCAAGGAAUAUGUUUAUGCUGUGAUAAGCACACGAGAGCACCAACCUUACCGAUGGAAUUAUAUAUGCGUCCAGUUUUUAGCUCAGAAGAUGUCAACCUGUCGAGUAGCUUUCAGCGUCGAGUCUCGUUCAGCACAGCGUCUCGUUUCCGGAAGUACGCCAUUGCCCUGUCGAUUGUGUCGGUGUUGUUUCCGCUCUCCAGCGGAAUAGCUGCUAUAGUACUGAGCAGUCUCAAGAACAGCCAGACGUUGUUUGGAUAUGGACUGGACGCGAUUCUGGAUAGCAUGUCUUCACUGGUGGUCAUCUGGCGAUUCUUCGGCAGCUCCACGGUCGUGUACUCGCCCACCAAGGAAAGAAUGGCUUGUAUAGUUGUAGCGAACCUCUUCUUUGUGGCAGCGGCGUGUCUAGUAGGGAAGUCUGCCCACGCCCUGGCAGUGAACCUUGUCGAGGAUAAGUCGUUACAAAUCCUAAUUUUUGCCUCCGUAAGUGGGAUAGUGAGCGUCAUUUUGGGUACGAUGAAAGUCUACUUGGGUUAUGAGUUGGAAAGUAGAGUCCUGCUAACAGACAGCGUAAUAACAUUCACAGGGGCGGCGAUUGCGUUUGCUAACUGUGUGGGCAUGUAUGCACUGGAAAGUGACGAACGGCUAUGGAUUAUGGACCCAAUAUUUGGAAUUUUGUGUGGAGUGUUUCUGAUCGGGUUUGGAGCCAAAUUACUGGUGGACAUGACCUGUUGGUACAGAGACCCGUCCAAAAUGGAACUGAAGGAUGAUGAUAUGUACGACUAAUGGAGUGGAUCAUAGAUCAAAGAGUUGUCCCUCCUCGACUGGUCACUGGACCGCUACAAUGAGAGGAAAUACGGAUAUUUGAUCGUUUUCGUCGGGUGUAUUUUCAUGAACGGAUCUGCUGUACCACUACCAUAGGCAAUUAUUUAAGAUAUAAACAGGAAAAUAAACUUUAAAAACAUCGUC
Messenger RNA from Gigantopelta aegis, 1164 nucleotides. RefSeq names its product transmembrane protein 163-like. The record is from RefSeq and is a predicted model, not a curated record. The transcript is spliced from 8 exons. NCBI's taxonomy places the organism in Eukaryota, Metazoa, Mollusca, Gastropoda, Neomphalida, Peltospiridae. The coding region runs from base 250 to 981 and encodes 243 amino acids. Gene Ontology annotation, cellular component: membrane.